Molecule: messenger RNA, 3116 nt
Organism: Vombatus ursinus (common wombat)
Lineage: Eukaryota; Metazoa; Chordata; Mammalia; Diprotodontia; Vombatidae
Gene: DUSP18
Product: dual specificity phosphatase 18
Exons: 3
Coding region: 1491-2057 (188 amino acids)
Biological process (GO): protein dephosphorylation
Molecular function (GO): MAP kinase tyrosine/serine/threonine phosphatase activity
Source: RefSeq, a predicted model, not a curated record
UCUCAGCGUCCGCAUUAAAAGCAGUGCUGAGGAGUGCCAGUUCAAUGCUGUAGAUUAACCUGAUCCCUUGUAGCUUUUAAAGCAGCCUGAGUGGCAGGAAAUCAGCAUUUUAAGCAGACCAUCUGGCCUCUGUCCCAGGUGGAGUCUAUGUAGGAGGAGAAUGGGGAAGAUCUCAACAGGCCAGAGUCUAACAAUACCGAUUUAAUGAGGAUUGUUGGGAAGAAUUACCUCUGGGUUCAAAACAUCAACUUGUCCUGGGUAUAAGAGGAAAGAAGUGUGGCCGGAGAGCCAUUCAGCUAUAAAAGACCUGGGGUUUAUAGUGGGCCACAAGCUCCUUAUGAGUCUCCCAUAUGCUGUGGCAGCCAGAGAAGAGCAAGGUGAUUUUUGGCUUCGUAACCUGGCUCGGGGUCCAGGAGGAGCUGGGGAGGGGAUAGAAUGUAGACUCUGAGUGCGGGGCUCUGUGCAGUGCUGAAGUCUUUGUUCACUGGUCGCUCUCCCUCUUCUCCCGGGCCCUGGUCAGACCGUGUUCUCAUGGUCAGUUCUGAGAACCAGCUUUAUGGAAGAACAUGGAUCAUCUGGAGUCAUCCCAAGGAGGCAGCCAGGAUGGCGAAAGGCCUCCCGUUCUUGCUGGCUCUUCUGGGAAGCCUUCCCCGGCCAGACCAGCCCUCGUUUGACUCCUUCUGCCUGGGUGCCAAUGAGAAGCCGCCUGAGGCAGCAGGCGUGACAGCCUGACCCCAGCUCUGCUGCUGACUGGGUGGGUGACCUUGGGCACCUCCUCUUAAAACAAGACGGUUUGAGCCACCAUUCUAGAGAGCAAUUUGGAUUUUUUGUUUAAAAAUCACCCGUGUGUUCUUACCCAUAAUUAUACAUUAAGGAAAAAGAACAAAGACAAAAAAAAAAUUCCCAUACCUGACCUACAGAGCAUUGCACUUUGUGCCAAGAACCAGAAACAAAGCUGCACGUCAUUUGGGGAAUGGUUAAAACCAAUUGUAUGGAGUGCAUCAGUGUUAUGGAAUGUCAAUAUGCCGUAAGAAAAAGACGAAUUUGGGGAAGCUAUUGAAGCAAAUGAAGAUUUCUGUGAACUGCUGCAGAGUCAAGUAAGACAAACCGGACAGUGGGGAACUCAGUGAGUAAGCCUGCUGAGGAGUUGACAAACGGAGCUGUGCUCAGGGGCAUCACUGAUUGGAUGUGGUUCCCUGCAGCACACAGGAAGAAAGUUUAAAACCGAUUCGUUGCCACGAGGAACCGCCCUUCCUCCAGCCGGCUGGAUCUGUGGGACCUUUGGGAAGACAAAACACCCAUGAGGUGGCGUAGUCAGCUGGGAGAGGAGACGGAUGAUGGCCUGUGCCGGAGGAAGGGAGCGGCCAUAUGGUGCCAGGAGGGGCUCUGCGGUAUUCUGGAACAGGUCAAGCACUGACGGCUUUCUUUAGACAAAGAGUAGCAGGAAGAUGCAGCCCCCCUGUCGUCGCUGAUUUAUAAAGUUUGCCUUAAUGAAUACAUCUUUGAACACUAUCCCCAUUCUCUUCAGGCAGCCUGCGGUCUGUGGCCUGUCCCAGAUUACCAGCAGCCUGUACCUCGGCAAUGGCCUGGCCGCUAACAACAAGGUCAUACUGUCCAGCAACCAAAUCACCACCGUCAUUAACGUGUCCGUGGAGGUGGUGAACACCUUCUACGCCGACAUUCAGUAUGUCCAAGUGCCCGUGGCCGACACCCCGCUCUCCCGCCUGUACGACUUCUUCGACCCGAUCGCCGACAAGAUCCACACGGUGGGAAUGCAGCAGGGCCGCACGCUGCUGCACUGCGCGGCCGGAGUCAGCAGGUCAGCAGCCCUCUGCCUGGCCUACCUCAUGAAGUACCAUUCCAUGUCCCUGCUGGACGCCCACACCUGGACCAAGUCCUGCCGACCCAUCAUUCGGCCCAACAGCGGUUUCUGGGAACAGCUCAUUCACUACGAAUUCAAACUCUAUGGCAAAAACACUGUCCGCAUGGUGAACUCUCCCUUUGGCGUGAUCCCGGAUGUUUAUGAGAAGGAGGUCAAAGUGAUGAUCCCGCUGUGAUGGUGAUUAGCUUUCUGCUAUUCAGGGUGAAGGGUGCAGACCUGUCGUUCGCUCUAGACCACGGUCUGAACUUGAAAAUAAACUCUUCAGCUCGAGUAUCAUCCUUUGAUCGAUACAGAAAGCAGAUGACAAUGUGAGGUCAAGGAGCGAGCUCUCCCGGGGGCUUUAACCUUGAAUCAGCAUCUAUAAAGAAUAAAACUCAGUCACUACGAAAGUUAUCAAGAACUUCCCUGUCUGUGCCCGAUUUCCCGGGGCUAGUCAGGGAGGACGGGUGAGCAGGGGAGGUGAACUCCAGACGUCGGUUCAGCAGAGGGAGGAGCCAACAGGGGGUCUCUUGGUGCUGAUCCCAAAAGGCUGGGGACCAAUUGACAGGUCUGGGAGACUCAGGCCUGGCCAGUGACCAUGUCUGCCAUCACUCCCAGAGCCAGAUGGGGGCCCUUCCUCCCCUUCCCUGCCUGCUGCCUCCCCCUCCAGUUACUUUCUGGUGAGUCCAGUCAUGUGGGCCGACAGGCCUGAACCCUUUGGAGAUUCAGGGGCUGACCAGUGACUGAAAGGGGGUGUAUUUCCAUGCUCUGAGCUGAGCCAGCCUAUCUUCUGCCCUUGCUCUCCACUCUCCUGAGAGACGGGGUUGCCCCGUAGGCUUCCAGAGAUCAUUCCAGGAUCUCACUAAGGCACACUGCAGGGGUACCCCAUUUCAUCUCGCCCUUCCAUAGUGCCCUCCUGAAGUUCAUCUAACCAAGCCCUACCUUGGCAUUCAUCAUGCCAGAUAGGUAGGUUAGUGGAGACCCAGGUGCUCAAGCUUCUUUUGGAAGGAACAUCUUCUAUCUGUGCCUACUGAAGUCAGUUGCAGGGAACCAGUAAAUGGCACACGGUAGGUAGGGUGUGUCUGUAGGUGGCCAGCUCUCUCUCCCCUCCACUCCCUCCCCAAGCCCUUUAAGUGGCAUGAGGUCUGAUUAUGUCCUAAGUGGGUUAGUAGCAGAGUUCCCUGGAACACAUUUUUUAUUGGCUUAAAGAUCUUUUAGAACAAAUGAUCCUUAAUAAAACUUGUAAAAUUUUAAA